Molecule: messenger RNA, 285 nt
Organism: Penicillium subrubescens
Lineage: Eukaryota; Fungi; Ascomycota; Eurotiomycetes; Eurotiales; Aspergillaceae
Exons: 1
Coding region: 1-285 (94 amino acids)
Source: RefSeq, a predicted model, not a curated record
AUGACUCUGCUUCGCUAUGUGCAUUUGAGUACCGCGGACGGCACUGCCCCGAAUUGUGCUAGCUGUCUAGUCCUCAAAAUUAUCUUGGCUGCUUCUACUACCAUCUCCCUAGUUGUAGAUAAUGAGCUUGAUGCCAAUGCAUGGAGCCUUAUUUGCCCACAUUCAAUGACGUUCUUCCAUCCAAUUCCGGCAUUCGAGCAGGAUGUGUCGUACCCUCUGUGGUUCAUGGCCACACUGAUCUUGGUCUGUAUCGGCCUCAUGGAUGGCGUGAAGGCAGGCCCGUAG